Molecule: messenger RNA, 10051 nt
Organism: Hydractinia symbiolongicarpus
Lineage: Eukaryota; Metazoa; Cnidaria; Hydrozoa; Anthoathecata; Hydractiniidae
Product: tudor domain-containing protein 15-like
Exons: 7
Coding region: 347-9364 (3005 amino acids)
Source: RefSeq, a predicted model, not a curated record
AAACCUAUGACAUUUCGGUAUUUAAUAUAUAGCUAAGGAAAGAUAAUAUUUUAUGAUGCAUGCAUCUGUUUUGCUCGACACCUAAUAAACGAACAUUUUCACUACAACACCACCAUCUUGAGUGACUCGCUUCCCCAGAAGCACGGGAGCAUUGGGUACAAAGUGGAGUGCACUUGUAUCGUUUAGCGGUUUGGGGACUAUGGGAUAAGUUGUUUUGGGACUAUGUUUGUCUCGCUGGCAAAAUAAAACGGUCUUUUUGCGCACCCACAUGGUUGUUGUGGGCUUUCGGAUUAGACAUAGGAGAAUCAUGACACCUGAAUGACUCCUAAACUAGUAAAUUUACACUAUGCAAGGUGUAACAACGGUUGACCUACCGUUUGGAAGAGUCACAAAGUGGUACGCAACUUAUGUUGAUUCGUGUGGACAUAUAUUUUGUCAGCUAAGUGAACCCUCUAUUUCUGUCAAAUAUGAACGCCUUUAUCAAGGCAUUAACAGUUGGGCAAGAGCUGGAAAACUGCAAUUAAUACCUAUAGAUCCGGCAAUUGGAGAAGUUUGUUUAGCAAAAGCAGGUGACGGUUCAUGGUACCGUUGUCAAGUAACAGAAGUUGAUGUUGAUUCACGGCAAGCAGAUGUUUUUUAUUUUGAUUAUGGCAACUCAGAAGUUGUUUCAUUUGACUGUAUAUCACAGCUUCCACCACCAUUUUCAGAUCUUCCACCACAAGCAAAUGAGUGUGUUCUUGCUAAUGUCGAGCCAGUAUUGCACAAUGAUAAAUGGAGUGAAAGGGCAUUGGAACUUAUAAAAGAAUUAGUUUUAGAACAGGAGUUGCAUGGUAUUGCCAUUAAAUUAUAUAGAAAUGUUUUGGUCUUGAAAUUAUUUGCUGACCAUGAAGGAACUGUGACAGUGGCAGAACAGUUAAUAUCUGCUGGUUUUGGACAAGUGAAACAUUCUAGAUCAAUAAGCAGUUCCAGUGGCAGCGCUGUCAGAUCAGGGUCUAUAUCAAGUGCUGGAAGCGCUGGAUCUAAAAAGAAUUCUUUAACAGGGGCAGCAAGAAGUCUAAAACAAUAUAAGAGAACGGCCUUAAACCCUGAGCAAUACAUUGAUUUUUCUGUUGUAUAUUGUGAAAACUUAAACAAGUUUUUUUGCCAGUUUGUUGCAUCUAAAAAUGAUUUGGACAAACUACAAGAAAAUUUACAGGUACUUUAUAGAAAUGAAUCAAGCGAAGUAAUUAUGAAGUCAGUUAAAUUAAAUCAACCCUGUUGUGCAAAGUUUUCUGAAGAUGAUAUGUGGUAUCGUGGAAUCGUUAAAACAAUCAAUAGUACAUCUGCAACUAUUUACUUUGUUGAUUAUGGUAAUACAGAUUUAGUCAAUCAAACUGAUCUACGAGAAAUCAAAACAGAAUUGUUAUCACUGCCAAUAUGUGCAGUGGAAUGUAGUCUAUCUGGGGUAUUACCAUUGGCAGGCGAAAAGACUUAUUCUGAUAAAGCGAAGGAAAAAUUUGAAACCUUAACAAUGGACAAUUCUUCAAUGGUGGGAUUGGUUACUAAGGUUACAAACAACAAAAUUGAAGUGAUUUUGUAUGACAGCAAUGACAGUCCUAUUAAUCAAAAGCUUGUUGAGGAAGGUUUAGUUGCUGCAGUUGGUCAACCUGAAGCAAAUUUAGCCUCGUUGCAAUCACAAAGUUCUCAGUCUAUGCCUGAAGAGGAAGCCUCAAACCAAUUUAUAAAAUAUGUACCUCAAGUUAUUUCUACUGGCUUUGAGGCACUUGUUUAUGUUUCCUAUAUGUAUAAUCCACACAAUUUCUAUGUGAGUUUGGUUCAGAGUACUAACAGUCUGGAUCAGUUAAUGGCUGAUAUCAGGAGUGUUUACCAAGACAGUGUGAAUACGAAGGGCAUUAUAAAUCCUGUUGUUGAUCAGCCUUGCGCAGUGAAGUUUUCUGAAGAUAAUCAGUAUUACAGGGGUGUUAUAACUGAACUUAAAAGUCAUAUGGUGAAGGUUCACUAUGUUGAUUAUGGUAACAGUGAGGAUAUAGCUGUUGGGCUACUUCAAAAUCUGCGUAAAGAAUUUAUCAAACUGCCAAAGCAAGCCAUUCCCUGCAAGUUGGAUGGUAUUGAACCAAUAAAUGAGGAAUUUCAUGCUGAUGCUUGUCGAAAGUUUGAAGAGCUUACUUUGGAUAAAAACAUCACAAUGACUGUCAUUGGUCUGCAAGAUGGAGUGCAUCUAGUAAGACUAGAAGAGAUCAACCACAACAAUGUUGUGCCAAAGAUUGAUAUUGCUCAAGCAUUAAUAUUAGGUGGGAUGGGAAAGGAAGGAGGCAUGCCUACUAAAAAAAGGAAUUUUGGUGCAAAAAUAACAUCCAGCACAACACGAUAUAAAGACUUGAAAAUUGAUAUUAAUACUUACAUAGAUGUAUCACCUGUGGACGUGCUCAAUCCAUCUCAAUUUUGUUGUCAUGUUGUUCAAAAUGCUGUUGAAUUUAAACAGCUUACUAAAGAAAUAAAUGAGUUCUACGAUUCCUCUGUUGCAGAUAGUCAAGUAAAAUGGGAAAAGCUUGUGCCAUGUGUCGCACUUUAUGAUGUUGAUAAGUGUUGGUAUAGAGCCACUGUAACAAGUAUUGUGACCAACACAACUGUAGAAGUAUCAUUUGUGGAUUUUGGAAACACGGAAGUCAUCAACAUCCAAAAUAUAAGACCUAUAUACGAGGGAUUCAUGGUUCUACCAGCACAAGUGUUUGUAUGCUCUUUGGCUGAUGUGAUACCUGUCAACAAAUUUUGGACAUCGGAAGCAGUUAAAUAUUUUCAAAACCUUGUUAUUGACAAACAUUUGGCUGCAAAUAUCAAGUCAAAAAAUGAAAAUAAUUCAUACUCUAUUGUCCUGUAUGACACAAAGAAUUCUCCUGAAGUAAAUAUAUCACAAAGUCUCAUCAAAAAUGGAUAUGCAUCUUCCACUGAAGCUACUGUGGCAACCUUGGGUUGUGAAAAAUAUGUGGAUCCAAACGAUGUCGAACAAGUUCUUGUAACGUGUGUUACGAAUCCUUCUAAUUUUUGGUUGCAGCUUAGCCGAUUAGGUGGACAGCUGGACCAAAUGAUGACGCAAAUUGAAACUUUCUACACAAAUCUUAAUCAGCAGGAUUUAUCAAUAGCAAGUCCAAUGAUUGGCCAGUAUUGUUGCGCAAAGUUCACUGAAGAUGAUGGUUGGUAUCGAGCAGCGAUUGAAGAAGUGAAUGGGAGUACGGUCACUGUAAGAUAUAUUGACUAUGGCAAUUCUGAAAAUAUAGACAUAGGCAGGAUCAAAGUUUUAGACACAGAUUUUGAUAGUUUGCCAAAAUUUGCUUUGCACUGUGGUUUGGCAGAAAUGAAAAACUUCCUAGAUUGGGAUCUUUCCUUAAAUUCCUUGUUGCUUGAUAAGGGUUUUGAAGCGAGAUUUUCCACCAACGAAUCGUCCCCAUUACUGGUGCAUCUUAAAUCUGAUGGAAAAUCUGUUAAUGGUGAAAUUGCAGUGCUUAUUGGUUUGCAGCCAGAUAAAAAAAUAUACGAUAAAACGCCAUGUAACCUUACAACUCCACCAUUUAUAGUUGGUAAGAGUUAUGGAAUGUAUUUUUUGCAUGAAGCUACUCCAAAAACAUUUUACUGCCAGUUAGUUGAGGGUGAGGAAAGCCUGAAUAAUUUGAUGGAUGAUAUUGCUGUCUACAUGGAUUCCCGUGGUGUUAGUGCAUGUGAUGACGUUAACGUUGGAAGUUAUUGCUUAGCUUGUUACAGUGAAGAUGGGAAAUGGUACAGAGCUCAAAUUGCAGCUGUUAUGGGAAACAAUAUUACCAUAUAUUUCUGUGACUAUGGUAACAAGGAAGUUAUUAGCUCAAUGGAGAAGAUAAGCAGUCUUCCUGAAAGAUUUUGCAGCCUUCCCAUGCAAGUCGUGGAAUGUUCAACUCAAUCGCUUCAAAGUGGUGGCAAAAUGAAGGACUUCUUAAGUUCAAUAGAUAUUGAACAAGUUUUGAACACAAGAAUUAUCGAACUAAACAGUGAAGGAUAUAUUGUUGUGGAUAUUUGUAAUGUGAGUGACAAUAACCAACCAACACAUGAAACUACACUAUGUAAACCGGAACCUGAAGAAACGAAUACCAAUGUUCCUGCGAAAAGUAGACAGCAGAAGUUGGAAUUUAAAUGCACAGACCUAGAAUCAAACGAACCUGGCAUUUGUACUUUUAUCUCAUCACCAAUACAGAUUAAUGUUCAACUGAACAAAUAUGGGGACAAACUUACAACGAUCAUGGACGAAUUGGCUACUUAUUGUGAAACUGCUCCUCAGUUAGUAAAUCUGGAGCCUUCAUUAGCUUGCGCUGCGAAAUACGUGAUGGAUGAUGCUUGGUACCGUGCAGAAAUCUUAAACAUUAAUGCCGAUAAAGUUAUGGUAAAUUUUGUUGAUUAUGGGAACACCGAAGAAGUUCCUGCCAACUCGUUAAAACAACUAACUGCACCGCUGGCUUCUCUCCCUAAGACCUCUGUUUCAUUUACUCUUCACGACGUUCACGCUGAAGAUGUAGACUUUAGUAAAGCUAAACUGUGGCUUGAAGAAAAUGUUUUAGACCAAUCAGUUGAUGUUAAGGUUAUUUCAAAGAGUGAAACCGCAGUGGAAGCUAAUGUUUACAUUACUGGUUCCGAGGGUCACGUGAACGAUGCCUUGUACACCUUUUGUGCUGCCACAGAGUUUUCCGCGUCUGAAAACCUAGUAUCGAACAAAGACGAAGUUACACAAAAGUUACAAGCUAAAUCACCUGUCGUAGAAAAAGAAGAAAAAAGUGCAAUAACUCAUAAAAUUCCCCAACAAGAAGAAAAGAAGCGUCUUAUAUCCUGUCCAAAAUUUGCAGCUAAUACGAACACGAAUGCAUUUUGUUACGUCGUUGAAUCGCCGGUGGUUUUGCGUUGUCAACUUUCGCAAUAUCAAGAACAAUUAGACGAUCUCAUGAAUCACAUCGCUGCUGUUGCUGACUCGAGUCCAGUACUCAAUGCUCCGGAAACAAAUGAUAUAUGUUUAGCUAAGUAUUCUGCUGAUGAAGGCUGGUACAGAGGCCGUAUCGUGAAUGUCGAUGAUGGAAUUACUGUGGAAUUUGUUGAUUUUGGAAACCAGGAAAAAGUUGACGCCCAAGGCAUCAGAUCUUUGUCAGCAGAAUUUGCUAUUUUGCCUCAAACUUGUGUCAAAGUUAUUCUUAAUGAUGUUCACUUAGAAGAUAUCGACACUGCUGCGACGAUCACAUGGCUUCAGGAGAAAGUAUUGGAACACGUUCUUCGUUUGGAAGUUGUUAAUGUAGAAGACCAAGCGACAAUUUCAGCAUACGUGUACAUUGAAGGUCAGGACGAACAUGUUAACGAUAAAAUAUAUGAGCUGCACGCCCUACAGGUUACAGAAGAAGUCGUAGCUGUAAAUGAAAACGUUGUGGAAAGUUCACCUCCUGUGCAAGACACCCGUACUUCGUCGUCUCCAAAUACUAACGUAGUAGCGCAGACUGCUGUGAAAACUACACCAUGUAAAUACAAAUCACAUGCGAUUAACAAUAAUGACACUGUUCCAGUAAUUUGCACAUUUGUAAGCUCUGCAACUGAAAUACAAGUUCAGUUAUUUCAAUAUACCAUGCAACUAGACGAAUUGAUGGAGAAGAUAGCAAGUUACUGUUCACAAAAAACGGUAACACCGAACAAUUUAGCAGUUGGUACGCCCUACCUUGGUUUAUAUCCUGACGAUGGUGAGUGGUAUCGUGCAGAAAUAUCAGACAUUGAUGGUGAAAACAUUACAUUGAAUUAUAUUGAUUAUGGUAACACUGCUAUUGUAACCGCGAAAGAUGUUCGCAAUAUAACUGAAGAAUUUUUGUCGCUGCCGAGAACCUGUGUAACAUGUAAGCUACAUGAUGUUCAUGUGGAAGAUAUCGAUGUAAAAAAAUCACAGGAAUUUUUAGAAACAUACUUGAAUCAAGAACUGACAUUAAGCGUGUCAAUAGUCGAAAACGAACAAACUAUCAGUGGUUUUGUAUCUGUACCUAAUGGUAAAGUCUCUCUGAAUGAUAUGCUUUAUGAAAAAUUUUCUUUGCCUGAAGUUGUCGUUGAGGAAGAAAAAAGUGCUGAACCUGAAAAGAGUUCCCAACAACAAGGAGAAAAACAUGCCUUGUCGUGUCCAGAAUUUGGAGCUAAUAACAACAAGAAUGCAUUUUGUUACGUCGUUGAAUCGCCGGUGGUUUUGCGUUGUCAACUUUCGCAAUAUCAAGAACAAUUAGACGAUCUCAUGAAUCACAUCGCUGCUGUUGCUGAUUCGAGUCCAGUACUCAAUGCUCCGGAAACUAAUGAUAUAUGUUUAGCUAAGUAUUCUGCUGAUGACGGCUGGUACAGAGGCCGAAUCGUAAAUAUCGAUGAUGGAAUCACAGUGGAAUUUGUUGAUUUUGGAAACCAGGAAAAGGUUGACGCCCAAUUCAUCAGAUCUUUGUCAGCAGAAUUUGCUAUUUUGCCUCAAACUUGUGUCAAAGUUAUUCUCAAUGAUGUUCACUUAGAAGAUAUCGACACUGCUGCGACGAUCACAUGGCUUCAGGAGAAAGUAUUGGAACAUGUUGUUCGUUUGGAAGUUGUAAAUGUAGAAGAACAAGCGACAAUUUCAGCAUACGUUUAUAUUGAAGGUCAGGACGAACAUGUUAACGAUAAAAUAUAUGAGCUGCACGCCCUACAGGUUACAGAAGAAGUCGUAGCUGUUAAUGAAAACGUUGUGGAAAGUUCGCCUCCUGUGCAAGACACCCGUACUUCGUCGUCUCCAAAUACUAACGUAGUAGCGCAGACUGCUGUGAAAACUACACCAUGUAAAUACAAAGCACAUGCGAUUAACAAUAAUGACACUGUUCCAGUAAUUUGCACAUUUGUAAGCUCUGCAACUGAAAUACAAGUUCAGUUAUUUCAAUAUACCGCGCAACUAGACGAAUUGAUGGAGAAGAUAGCAAGUUACUGUUCACAAAAAACGGUAACACCGAACAAUUUAGCAGUUGGUACGCCCUACCUUGGUUUAUAUCCUGACGAUGGUGAGUGGUAUCGUGCAGAAAUAUCAGACAUUGAUGGUAAAAACAUUACAUUGAAAUAUAUUGAUUAUGGUAACACUGCCAUUGUAACCGCGAAAGAUGUUCGCAAUAUAACUGAAGAAUUUUUGUCGUUACCAAGAACCUGUGUAACAUGUAAGCUACAUGAUGUUCAUGUGGAAGAUAUCGAUGUAAAAAAAUCACAGGAAUUUUUAGAAACAUACUUGAAUCAAGAACUGACAUUAAGCGUGUCAACAGUUGAAAACGAACAAACUAUCAGUGGUUUCGUAUCUGUACCUAAUGGUAAAGUCUCUCUAAAUGAUAUGCUUUAUGAAAAAUUUUCUUUGCCUGAAGUAUUGGAAGCCAAAGAGACGUCAGCUGUACCUUUAAGCGAAAGUGCGACUGUUGUCGAACAGGAAAGUAAAGCACAGGAUGAUAGUAUGCUUGCUAACAGUGAAAUUGUAGGAGAAGCGUCGAUUCUGUCGAAAGAUCAUGUGGUUUUUUUACCUUCCGUGGUUAACAGUGAGGAGGAAGUGAUAUGUACGUUCGUUGAAUCACCGAUUAAAAUUUGUUGUCAGUUGGUAAGACACGAAUCAUUGUUUCAAGCAAUCAGUGCGUUAACGGAAGCACCUCCUGCCGACGCAAAGCCUGUUGCACACUUUGCGAAAGGAAAAGCAGUUAUUGCUAAAUCAGAAGACGAUGGAGCCUGGUACCGAGCUGCUAUACUAGCCAAGAACGAAUCGUCAGUCUCUGUAUUGUAUGUUGACUUUGGAAAUAAGGAAGAAGUACCUGAGGCCAAUUUGAUAGAAUUGUACAACGAUCAACUACUGGCACCGCCGUGUUGCGAAAGUAUCAUCUUACAGGAUGUUUUUCAAGCAGAUCUUGAUUGCGAGAAAGUGAUGACGUGGUUAAACACGGAAUGUAUUGAUCAGCCACUCCGACUGGAAACGUCUAAGAAUGAGGCAGGAGAGUAUCAAGCCUACGUUUAUUUUUCGGGUAAAAGAAGUGAACAGUCAAUAAAUGAUAUAAUCUAUGCACAGUUUAGUAGUGAAGAUAAAGUAGUGGAAGACGAUGUGAUUGAAGAAGAGGAUGAAAAUGGAGUUAAUAAUGGCGAGCCCACUAUUGUUUGUCCAGAGUCGGGAUUAAGGCAGUUUCCAAAACCAACAGUUACUGCAGGGACCUCUGAAAACGCUAUUUGUACUGUAGUGGACACCCCCACUGUUAUAAGAUGCCAACUUGGGAAAUAUCAAAAAAAGCUGGAGCGCCUAUAUAAUGUCAUCUCCACGCAAAUCGAAACGCUGUCUGGUAUGCGGUUUCUUGAAGAAGGUGCUCCUUGUCUGGCUCAGUAUGUAGAUCUGUCGUGGUGUCGUGCUCGCAUAUUGUCUGCUUCCGAAGCUACUACGCGGGUGGAAUUCGUUGAUUUUGGGAAUGUAGAUGACGUUAUUAAUGAAGAUUUUCGUGUGAUUAGGCCAGAAUGGGUUUCUGACCCAGAAUUCUGUGUAAAAUGUAUACUUGAUGGGGUGCAUAUUUUGCCGGAGAACGAAGCUGAUGUGAUUGAGUAUUUGAACAGGACGCUGGUGGAUGAUGCGGCCAGAGUGACUUUAGAUAUCAAAAAAGUUGACAAUGAAAAAGACGAGUGUCAUGUUAUACUUAAUCAAAAUGGUGUAGAUAUCAACGAUUUUCUUCGAAAAACGUAUGGCCCGAUCGAGUGCGUGUACCGCGAACGACACGUUGCAUUGGGCGAGAAAAUUAAAGUGACAAUUCCUCUGACGUCUACUUUGUCUAAGUUUUAUUGCGUAUUCGACGACACAAAGACAGAGGUGGACGGAAUGAUGGCUGACCUGAAUAAAGUUUACAGUAGCGCUGCUUGUCCGUCGCCAUCGGAUCUUCAAGUGGAUAUGCCAUGCUGUGUACGUAUAAACAACAAAUGGUACCGUGGCGAAGUAACAAAAAUCAGCGAUCACGCCGAGGUGCUUUUAGUGGAUUAUGGUUUGAUCGAAAGCGUGCCCGCGUCCGAUGUUCGAACGCUGAUAUCGAGUUUUUUCAAGUUAGAAAUGCAAGCGGUUUGCUGCAGUUUGUUCGAUUUACGCCCCCUGAAAAAUACAAACACUUGGUCAAAAGAGGCGGUUGAGUAUUUCAACGCUGUGUGCGACGGAGAAGUUUUAUCCGCCACUGUCGUAAAAUAUUACGAUGAUAUGUAUUACGUUGCGCUGGUGCUCGAUAAUGGUGACACUAUUUACGAAUUACUUACUAGAGAAAAUCAUGCCGAAACAAAAGAGCGACGAUUAAGUAGCCCUGAGGCACUCGUUCUAAAUGGACAUUGAAAAAAGAACUAUUUUAUAUAAGAUUUUGUUGUUUUGGUGAAAUGCGGGUUGUAUUAUAAUGUAGAUAAGUCCACGCCCGAAUUUUUGUACAGAACGUUUAAAGAUGGCAUGUGUGUUGGCUUCACGAAAGUAGAAAACAAAUUUCGCACGCUAUCGAUAAAAUAAUAGGAUAUUAAUGAUAAAAACAGAAUAUGGUUAUUCUACGGAUGUGGCAAAGUCAGUUCCGUUGUGUUAAUUUUUUGUAACGUGUUAACGGAUAAUUGUUCUUUUUUAUUUCCACUGUUCUAAUUUUGUUGUGCAAUUUUUAUUUUUGCUCCAAAAAUAUUUUUUCAUCGUUAAAUUUUUGCGGAGUUUAGAAUUUUAUACACCUGUCAAAGUGAAAAUAAAGCACUGAAAGGACUCCUUUUGUUCUUACCUCAAGGUUUUUACCUCAACGUUUUUACCGCACAGUUUCGUUUAAAAAAGAUUUGAGCAAUUUCAACAAACUUUAGAAAACGAGUGUUAUCACAUUCUGUCUUGGAUUACGUUGUAUUUUUUGCAUGCGUACCUAGGGUCAUCAUAUGUCAAGCUAAUAUCUUCGAGAUUGUAGCUAUGCUAUUAUAGUUUUACGGUUAUUGAUUUCCAGGUAGUUUUUAAUGCAAUCUCACUGACUACAUAUGGAAGACACGUACCUGAAAGCUCAAUUGA